GCUGCCAGAGCUGCAGAGGGAGAGGGCAGACAGAGAUUCUUCACUCAGGACAUCAACAACAUCAUACUCGACAUAGAGCUGCAGACCCGGGAGCUGAACAGCCAGGUCCGCUCAGGGGUGUACGCUCACCUGGCUGCUUUCUUCCCCUGCAGUAAGGACACCCUGGUCAAGCGUGCCCGUAAGCUUUAUCUCUAUGAGCAGGGAGGCCGCUUGAAGGAACCUCUCCAGAAGCUGAAGGAAGCCAUUGGAAGGGCCAUGCCAGAGCAGAUGGCCAAGUACCAGGAGGAAUGCCAAGCUCACAGUCAGGCCAAGUUUGCCAAGAUGCUGGAAGAGGAAAAGGACAAAGACCAACGAGAUCGAGUUUGUUCUGAUGAUGAUGAGGAUGAAGAAAAGGGAGGGAAGCGCGUCACGGGACCACGAAAGAAAUUUCAAUGGAAUGAUGAAAUCAGGGAGCUGCUUUGCCACUUGGUGAAGAUUAAGUUGGAUGGUUAUGACCUUGACAAGAAUAAGGCUCAUUCUCUAGAGGACUAUGUGAAGACUUUCCUAGAUGGAGAGGUGAAGCCCCUUUGGCCAAAAGGCUGGAUGCAGGCCAGGACACUGUUUAAGGAGAGCAGGCGUGUACACGGACACCUCACAUCAGUCCUGGUGAAGAAGAAAGUGAUUGCUCCUACUAAGGUGAAAGUGAAGGAGUCUUCCUGCAAGCCAGAUAAAAAGAUGUCGGUUUCUGUUCCUUCGAUGCACUCAAGCAGCACCUUAGCUCUGGCUUCAGAGCCCCAGGGAGGAGCUCUGGGCAUCAGUGCCCAAACCAGAGAACUUCUGUCCCUUGGGACAGCCCAAGCAACCAGCAGCACUGGCACUCCUGCUGCCUUCAUGGAUGACUCCUUGGAUGAGGAUUUAAUUCACAAUCCCACUUCCUCCCUCGAAGCAGUCUCUAAGGAACUGGCUGUGCUGAACAGCAGAGCGGGAGGGAGCCCUGACUUUACUCUUCCUGCAGCUUCAAAAGCUCCACCAGAGAAGAUCCCAACUCUUGCAUCCUCAGAGGAGAAGAGAACAUUUCCAAAGUCCAACCCUUCCCCUACAUCAUCCUCUGGUUCCCUCCAGUCUCCUCUAAAUUUCCUGGCUGAACAGGCCCUGGCAUUGGGCCAGUCUUCUCAAGACAAAAAGACAGAGAACUCUAAUUACAAAGAGCUGUCCUGCCAAGCCUCCCCUAGCAAAAUCCUUCCUGAUGCGCACCAGGCCAAACAGAAACACCACAGCCUGGUCCGACCAAGCCAUGGGCCUCAGACCUCCACCCCAGUGCCAGGUUCUCAGGUGAAGGUCUUUCACUCAGGCAACCAGCUACACAAGACUUUCACCUCCUCAGCUCCGUUUGUCAAACUACAGAAUCCCAAGUCCUCCUCCCCACUGCCCCAACGCUCCCUUCUCCAGCAGGUCAAGUCAUCAACCAAAGCUCAGAGCUUCCAUUCUUCUGCAUCAUCAGGCAGCACCCAGAACUCUGGCAGUUCCCACAAGAGCCCAGGCUCAUCCUCAUCUCUCAGCUACACAGGAAAGCACUCAAGUGGCUCUAGCUCUUCAGGACAAUCUUACAAAUCACCUUUUGUUUCUGGUUCCCUCUCCAAGCACGGGGCUUCUUCCAGCAACUCCUCAUCUGGAGCUUCUGCAAACCAGGGCUGCUCCUCAGGGAGCUUGCUGCCCAGUGUGCAGACCCCUUCCUCGGGCCAGGCAUCCAGCCGCCCAUCCUCAAGCUCCUCAGUGAAGAAGACACCUGUUUCACAGAAGCUGACUCUGGUGGCACCUCCUGGAGGUUCAAACGGAGAUUCUAGUGGGGGCACUCAAGGAGUGGCCAAGUUGCUGACCUCCUCCCUAAAGCCAGCUGUUGUUAGCAGCACCGCAUCUUCUACCUCUGUGCCGAAAGGAACUAGUGGAGCUGUGCUGCUAACGAGUUCUCCCUCCUUAAGUGUACUGGCUCAGUCCUACAAAUCCAGCAAUCCAAAGCUGCCAGCUGCCCUGAGCUCUACCCCGUUAGGUAUUAUCUCUCCUAUUCAUUCCUUCCCUCUUCAUGUCAUCUCCUUCAGUUCAGACUCCUCCUCCAAAGCAGGAGUAUCAAAGGAUGCAAUAGUUACGGGACCUGCUCCAGGAACUUUCCACCACGGCCUUGGCCACAGUCUUCUAGCUGGCUUGCACUCGAGCCCCCACCAUGCAGCGCCACUCCCACAUUCUGCCCUGUCCACUCAUUUACCGCAGAGUUUGCCAGAUGCUUCUCAGCUUCACGGCAAAGGGUCCAACGCACAGCAGCGCAAGUUGUGA
Molecule: messenger RNA, 2307 nt
Organism: Antrostomus carolinensis (chuck-will's-widow)
Lineage: Eukaryota; Metazoa; Chordata; Aves; Caprimulgiformes; Caprimulgidae
Product: ubinuclein-1-like
Exons: 11
Biological process (GO): chromatin organization
Cellular component (GO): nucleus
Source: RefSeq, a predicted model, not a curated record